Molecule: messenger RNA, 5085 nt
Organism: Musa acuminata AAA Group (dessert banana)
Lineage: Eukaryota; Viridiplantae; Streptophyta; Magnoliopsida; Zingiberales; Musaceae
Product: pentatricopeptide repeat-containing protein At1g13040, mitochondrial-like
Exons: 2
Coding region: 305-2335 (676 amino acids)
Molecular function (GO): mRNA binding; protein binding
Source: RefSeq, a predicted model, not a curated record
UCGACCUAUUUCUAAUUUUGCGACCCGAAGCACGACAACAGUAUUGAAGCCCAAAUAAAUCCAUCACCUUGCGACCGCAGAGCAACUCGUUCCCGGCGGAGAGUCUCUGUCUCUUGAGAUACGACGCGUCGAAUCCAAAGCCAAAGGCACGAUCUUUCCUGCAAUUCUCCGGCGAAUCCAUUCGUGUUGCCUUCUGCCGGCCUCUUGUCUCCGCCGUUUAUUGCACUCGGUUUGAUCCGUUCAUGGUUUGGUCGCACGCGUUUCCCUCUGACCUGUUCGACGAAAUCUCCCUGAGAAAAAUCUUAUGUUUUUGGCCGGCCGGUGCAAUGUGCACCUCCCAGAAACCGGCCGCUUCUUCUCUCGCUUCGUUCCCACGAGCCCAAUCAGCCUCUUCGAUGCCCGGCUCGCUUCUGCAGGACGUGGGUUUGCAUCAGAGUCCCGCAACAAAUUGUCGGCGAGGUUUAAGUCGCCGACGCAUGCGUUCUUGGAGUCUUCUUGUAGGCUUCGAAGAGUUCUGGAAUCCAGUAAGUGGUCGGAGUCGACGGAGAUAGAGUUGCAGAGGCUCAACAUUGAGUUGAAUACAUACAUCGCUAACCAGGUAUUAAAGAGCCUGUCGGAUUCUUACAUGGCCUACCGUUUUUAUCUGUGGGCCGAAUCCCAGCCAGGUUUCCAGCACGAUCACUUCACCAUCAAGACUAUGAUCUCUUUGGCGUUGAAAGAUCAAAACUUUGGUAUCUUUUCAGAGGUUUUAAGAGGAAUAAGGUUGAAGGGUCACUCCUUGCACCGUUCUAUUUAUCGGAUUACUAUUUCAGGUUGCGUCCGGUCAGGCCAGAUCAAGUUCGCAAUCCGUACAUUUGAAGCUAUGAUUGCAUCAGGCUGCCGCAUGUUUGAUGUGGACUUUAAUAGGUUUAUGGGUGUACUAGUUCGAAAUAAUUGUUUUGAUCUUGCUGAGAAGUGCUAUUAUAGGAUGACCUCAAAGGGAUUUUCUUUGAGCUCGUUUACUUAUUCAAGACUCAUCUGUGGUCUGUGUCAAGCGAAUAAUCUUCUCUUUGUUGAGAAGCUUUGGAGAGAUAUGGAUAAGAUAGGUUGUGUCCCAGACAUCUGGGCAUACAACAUAUAUUUGAAUUGCUUAUGCAAGCAGAACAAGAUGGAAGAUUCUUUGGAUGUUUUGCAGUCAAUGAUCCAGAAAGGAAGAGAGCCUGAUGUUGUUACUUACACGACAAUCAUUAAUGGAUUUUGUAAUGCUAGACAUUUCUCUGCUGCCUUAGAGAUCUGGGAUGAAAUGUUGAAAAGGGGCUUCAAGCUAGAUGUUAUUAACUGUGGUACAUUAGUUUGUGGUUUGUCCGCUAAUGGGAAGGUUGACGAAGCUUAUGAACUAAUGUUGGAAAUGAUAAAGAUGAACAUUGAGCUAAACACUCGGUUAUACAAUGCUAUUAUAGGUGGGUUCUGCAGAGCUGGCCAGUUUGAUAAGGCCCAAGUGAUAGUGUCUUUCAUGCAAAGAAAUGGAUGCAAGCCUGACUUGGUUACUUGUAACAUACUCCUGAAUCAUUACUGCGAUCGAUUUAUGUUGAAUGAAGCAGGUAACUUAAUGAAAAGGAUGGAAAUGAGUGGGAUAAGUCCAGACAGGUGUAGUUAUAAUCAACUAUUGAAAGGUCUUUGCAAGGGUAACCAGCUCGAAAAGGCAUAUGAUUUUAUUACCAGUUAUAUGGAGGUAAAAGGUUUGUGUGAUGCAGUAUCCUGCAACACUGUAAUUAAUGCAUUUUGCAAAGUUGGGAAAAUGGGAACUGCAACUAAGUUGUUCGAAGAGAUGGGUCAUAAAGGAAUACAUGCAGAUGCCAUUACAUACAGCACUCUAAUCAAUGGAUUCUUUAAAAUUGGUGAUGCUUUUAGAGCUCAGGAACUCUUUCACCUAAUGCUCAAGGCUAGAGUGGUUCCAACUGUUAGUGUAUAUAACGUUAUGGUGCACCACCUCUGUAAAGUUGGCGACAUAGAAGGUGCUCGCAGAUAUUUUCUUGACAUGACUGAAAAACGGAUCUCCCCUGAUAUAGUUUCCUAUUCCAGUCUUAUAAAUGGGUUGCUGAAAGGAUCAAGAAUAAAUGAAGCCAUGAAGCUAUAUGACGACAUGUGCAAAAAUGGAGUGACUCCUGAUGAAUUGACGUACAAAUUACUGAUUGGAGGACUUCUGAAGGGAGGAAAGUUUAUCCUAGCUUGUAGAAUUUGGGACCAGAUGAUGGAAAAGGGCUUUACUCUUGACAGAGCUCUUUCUGAAAGACUGAUUGCUGCAAUUAAGUCCAAGGACACAAAUAGAGAAGAAGGUGAGAAACUUCGAUCUUAAUUGAGCAGAACAAAGUUUGUUGGUAAUACUCCAGGUUCACGAAAAUUCACAAGCAGGACCUCUAUACCUCUUAGAAGUGGUCAGGAUCAAGGAUGCUGAUCAGGUCCAAUCUCUCAGCUUUUCUAAAUAACAUGACAUAUAACUUGUCAUAAAGAAGUAUCUAGAGAUUUACUACUAAAUGCACCCUCUGAAUAUCAUUUUUUUUUACAUGUACUGUGUCACAGUACUCCAAAUUCAUGUCUAUUAGCAGCAUGCUAAGUAGAAAAAUAACUGCACCUUGAAAUUGGAUCAGAAAAUUUCACACAUAAAUUAUACAAUUUCUUGUGGCCUUUUAGAUUGCGAUGCCUGUUUUAUUUUGGUACAAUAACAAGUGAAGAAUUGCAUCUACAUUGGUGCUUGAUGACCUUGCUGUCUGCUCAUUCUCCUCAAAUCAUUUAUAAAAGGACAAUAUAGCAUAUUUUACCAGGAAUGUGACUGCUUUUUUAAGGAUCUUUUGCCUACUGAUGCUACUAAUUUGAAAUUAUAUUUGCAACAAAAAAAUCAAAUUCCCUUCUUUGUGUGUGAUUCAUAUAAUCAUCCAGCUGUGAUCAUGUUGAGUACUCGAGGAUAUACAGCAAAAUGUUCUCGCUUUUAAUUAUAAGGUUUUUAAUUAUAAUAUCACCAAUUUUAUUCUAGAUUGCAGUUAAAUGAGAAACCAUUUCACUUAAUGUCUUAGACAUUGUAUCAUUUGGUCAACAUUGAUGCUUAAGAAAAGUUAAUACCAAGUGAUAUCAUGUUCAUGUAAACGAAUCACUUAAAGUUAUCAUUUGGAUUAAGCUUCGAUAUUGCUCUGCUGCACUAAUCAUGAAUUAUAUGGUAGGUCUACAAGUGAUGUCACAUGGUUUGUCCAAUUGGUUACUUAAACAAGGAACUUUUCCUAGUAUAGUUAUCAUUAUCUAUGAGCUAGAUUGUAGGUGGAAGGGCUAAAAAGAUUCCAAAAGUGUCCAUAACUAGACAUGACCUUGCAAUAUUUGGUGCAGUUUCCUAGUAAGGAAACUUUUGAUUGGGGGACAGGCCUGCCAUAGGUUAUUUAGUGAUCAGAGAAACUUGAUUUAGUUAUUGCGGUAUAAGACCGUGCAUAUGGUGAGCAUACUUCAGAUUCAGGCACAAAAUCUAAACUUGUGAGUUACAUCAAAACACAACCCAGACAGUCCUUUUUUUAUUUCUGUGUUUUAAAUCACUGCUUAGUUUGAUCUUAAGGGUUAGUACUUGGUGUUAUGCUGAGGUUGCCGCAUUGCAAUAUCAUUUUCAAGGAUUCUUAUCAUAAAAAUAAACUUUUUUCAUGCAGAUGCAAGUCUUCUUACGUAUUGUCAUUCCCUAGCUCCUCAUUGUUGGGAGCCUUCUAAGCAAUCCUUCUUUAUUUUUUAGGAAAAACUAUGAUUUUCUUCUUGCAAUUUCAUGUCCAAACUAUUCCACCUUGAGAUCUUGUGGUACUUAAGGAACUAAGAAUGACAUGCAUACUCAAUAAAGAAUUUUGCUUUGGACGCAAUCCCUUGCUCCCUCAAAGAAUAUGAACCUUUUAAAUUUGAAAGAGUGACAUGCAUAGCCACAACCUUCUUGCGAAAAAAGAUCCAAAAGUCUUUUAUUUUAGGAAUUCAGUUUUGCUAUAUCUUAUAUUCUUAUUAUGUAAUUAGACAAAAAAUGAUUCGAGGUAGGCUUAGCAAAUUGAUGGCUCUUUCUCCAAACAACUUUAUUUUCUUUUAGUUUCUUGCUCAAUAUUCUUUGGAUCAAUAUCCUAACCAGGUUUUGAAUAUCGAUCUGUAUCGACGUACUGAGCUCGGAUCGGUACAGGAUGUACCGAUAUAUACCAUCGGUACGCUAGGACGUACCAAUGGUAUACCUUAAAAUCUUAAAAAUACUUUCACCUACCACACCAUGGCGUACCGAUCGGUAUGCUUCGGUAAUGGUCGAAAUCUGGGGCGGUACCGAGGCGUAUCGCGUACUGACGGUACACCCUAAAACCUUAAAAAUACUUUCACCUACCACGCUAGGGUGUACCGAUUGGUUUACCUCGGUAACGGUCGAAAUCCGAGGCAGUACCAGUCGAUGUGCCUCGGUACCGAUUAAAACACUAGUACUGCCCGGUAGAGGAUGGUCUGCGUACAGGUAUCCUCUCGGACCGGUAUGUACUGCUCGUACCGCGGGCAGUACACAUCGAAAUUGAGAACGUACCAAUGGUACACCUUAAAAUCUUAAAAAUACUUUCACCUACCACACCAUGGCAUACCGAUCGGUAUGCUUCGGUAAUGGUCGAAAUCCGGGGCGGUACCGAGGCGUAUCGCGUACUGACGGUACACCUAAAACCUUAAAAAUACUUUCACCUACCAUGCUAGGGUGUACCGAUCGGUUUACCUCGGUAACGGUCGAAAUCCGAGGCAGUACCAGUCGAUAUGCCUCGGUACCGAUUAAAACACUAGUACUACCCGGUAGAGGAUGGUCCGCGUACCGGUAUCCUUUCGGACCGGUAUGUACUGCUCGUACCGCGGGCAGUACACAUCGAAAUUGAGAACUCUGAUCCUAACCUGAACCAAAUCCAUCUAGUUCUUGAUCUUAUACUUAGCAACUCCUCAAACUCUAGGUCUAGAUGGAAGCUAUUUGUCCUUAAUAUAACUGAUUACUGUGAUCAUCCUAAACUAUAUAAGUCUUCUUUUUGACAUGCAUAUUGAUUCUUCAUUGUAGAUAAAAUUAUAAAAAAUAGGCAUUCAAGCUGA